AUGGCCCCGAUUAUCGAUCUCGCACCUGUGAUGUGCCACCUGGGUGCAUAUCUAACCAUCAUUCUUUAUCACACUCGACGCCAGAUUCGGAUCUAUAGCAAGAUAUUCUCUAAACACAGAGCAUCUCUUAUCCUUCAUAUUAUCACCGGCAUUACAGAAUUGUCUCGAUACCACAUCACCAAAACACGACUUGGCCACGAUAAUAUCCUUCCUGAACCCCUAGACGUGAUGUCUUGCAUUAUCUGGGGCUGUACCAGCGUGGUCCUUGUAAGGACACUCCGUCGCGGCGAUCCAAUUACCACCCGGCCACCCUAUCAAGUCGGUGCAAUACUACGCCCUGUCCUCUCUAUCACAUCAUAUCUGCUCAAACUGCCUGACCUACACAAAGUAUCUAUAUCUGCACUAGAUAGUUUCCUUUACGCACGACUAGGGAUCUUCUUCUUUACCUACACGCCGUAUCUACGUGGAUACUCCUCCAGCGCGAUUUAUUCGCUCUCCAUCCCCUUGGCCGCUGUUUUCUCUAUCCAUGAAAGUUGUGUUCCUGGCGCCUCCUUGGUGUUUAUCCUUGCGGUGGCCGGCGUUGCAAAAGUCAACGAGUGGGUCACGCAUCGAUCAAGAAUUUUGGAAAAAUGCGGACCCAAGUCACAGAUGGAUAUGCUCGAAGGAUAUGUACUCUCGGGGCUACUCUAUCUUGGGUUUGCGGAUCUAGACAGGUUGCGAGAAGUCUCCAAAAACAACGCACUGACGAAACCUCUUGCGGAUGAAUACGUUCCAAAAAAAGAAUCUCUCACUUGA
Messenger RNA from Penicillium soppii, 795 nucleotides. RefSeq lists its product as uncharacterized. The transcript is spliced from 2 exons. The record is from RefSeq and is a predicted model, not a curated record. The coding region runs from base 1 to 795 and encodes 264 amino acids. NCBI's taxonomy places the organism in Eukaryota, Fungi, Ascomycota, Eurotiomycetes, Eurotiales, Aspergillaceae.